AUGCGUCAGAAUAAUGAGUUGAGAGAAGAGAAUAUAAGAUUACAGGAGCGGAGAUCGAGAAGUAUGACUCGUUCAAGGUCAAAAUCAAGUACAUCAAGACGUAGUCAAUCUAAUCGAAGAGAUGUCAGGCAGCAAACACGUUUGGAUGAUAUUGUAAACAGUCAAGAAAAUGAUGAUUUACCCGAUCGACAAGAUGAAUAUCGUAUGGAUCAACCACUAAUAGAUGAUCGAUAUGUGCAACAUGGUGAAGGACAUCGAAUACAAGAAGAUAAUGGACAUAACAGGUAUGAACAACGAAUUGAACGACAACAAGGUGAAAAACAUGAUCCAGAACUAGGAAGGGUGAUACUAAAGGGUAUGCAAGAAUUUAAAGAUCAACGUGUGCGAGAGGCUGAGAUAGAAAUAUAUAUGGCAGAACAGAAUCACGCACAAUAUGAAAGAGAAAGACGCAGGAGGAGACGACAGGAAAUUGAAGAAAGAGAAUUUCAAUAUGCUGUACGCGAGAAAAAUCGUGAGAAUCGAAUAAGAAUACGCGAAGUUAAUCGCACACUUCCAAACCAGAUUGUGGAGGAUGAAGAAGAACGGAGAAGAGCUAGGUGGCAAGAGACAGAGAUGGUCAGAGAUCGAUACAAUAUAGUUGAAGAGGAUGACAGAGAAAGACAGAAACGUCGGAGAGAUGCUAAAGAAGAAAGGGAGUUGCAGGAGGCUAUUCGUCAAAAUAGACAUGACAACAGCGUAAUGCAAGCAAGAUUAAAAAGACCUGUGCGACAGGAUUUGGACCAAACUAUGAGUGAAGAAAUUCUUAAGGAAAUGGAAGAAUUAAGAGAAAUGAUGACUAUUUUCAGGAUAAAAGAAUCCAUAACAAUGUCAGAGCUGCGCGAAUUUCAAGAGGAAUACAUAACACUUGAGGAGAAGCAGAGGGAUAUGGAAUCUUACCCAGUUGCGAUACCUAAGGAGAAUAAUGGGAAUGCAAGUUUACUCCCAAGGAUGACAAAUGUUGUUGCGAGUACAUCGCAGGGAAGUCAAGGAAAGAAUAUUACAGAGGUGGAAAAAAAGCUGGUAGCCAUGGGUAGCGCAGAUCAAGAAGAGUUCGAAAGAGAACACAAAGAAAAAUAA
Papaver somniferum (opium poppy) is the source of this 1116-nucleotide messenger RNA. Its product is annotated as trichohyalin-like. The transcript is spliced from 2 exons. Lineage: Eukaryota; Viridiplantae; Streptophyta; Magnoliopsida; Ranunculales; Papaveraceae. The coding region runs from base 1 to 1116 and encodes 371 amino acids. The record is from RefSeq and is a predicted model, not a curated record.